Lontra canadensis (Northern American river otter) is the source of this 1488-nucleotide messenger RNA. It is a transcript of the gene PHLDA1, whose product is annotated as pleckstrin homology like domain family A member 1. Gene Ontology annotation, biological process: positive regulation of apoptotic process. The transcript has 2 exons. Gene Ontology annotation, molecular function: phosphatidylinositol phosphate binding. The coding region runs from base 55 to 1227 and encodes 390 amino acids. Gene Ontology annotation, cellular component: nucleus. The record is from RefSeq and is a predicted model, not a curated record. Lineage: Eukaryota; Metazoa; Chordata; Mammalia; Carnivora; Mustelidae.
GCAAGGCAUGCGGGGGGGCGUGGACGCGGCCGGCUUUGGAAAGGCCCCAAGUUAAUGAGGCGUGCGCCGGCGGCAGAGCGCCUUUCCGAGCUGGGCUUUCCCCCGCGGUGCGGGCGCCAAGAGCCGCCUUUUCCGCUGGGUGUCACUCGGGGGUGGGGGAGAUGGCUCAUUCAAAAGCGCCGUGAGGGGGCCCGGCCAGUGCCCUUCGGUGAGCGCUCGCAAGAGGACGGCAGAGGCCCGGAGGUUCGCAGCUCCGGGACCUUGUGGCGCAUCAGGACGCGGCUGCCGGCUUGCCGGGACCCUGAGCCGCCGCCUCCGCCACCGCCGCUCUGCUUCCUGCGUGUUAGCCUCCUCUGCGCGCUCCGGGCGGGCGGCCGCGGGAGCCGCUGGGGCGAGGACGGCGCGCGGCUGCUGCUGCUGCCCCCGGCUCGGGCGGCUGGAAGUGGAGAGGCCGAGCCGAGCGGCGCUCCUCCCUAUGCCGGGAGGAUGUUGGAGAGCAGUGGCUGCAAAGCGCUGAAGGAGGGUGUGUUGGAGAAGCGCAGCGACGGGUUGCUGCAGCUCUGGAAGAAAAAGUGCUGCAUCCUCACCGAGGAGGGGCUGCUGCUUAUCCCGCCCAAGCAGCUGCAACACCAGCAGCAGCAGCAACAGCCUGGGCAGGGGCCGGCCGAACCGUCCCAACCGGGAGGGCCGUCCGUGGCCAGCCUCGAGCCGCCAGUCAAGCUCAAGGAAUUGCACUUUUCCAACAUGAAGACCGUGGACUGCGUGGAGCGCAAGGGCAAGUAUAUGUACUUCACUGUGGUGAUGGCCGAGGGCAAGGAGAUCGACUUUCGGUGCCCGCAGGACCAGGGCUGGAACGCCGAGAUCACGCUGCAGAUGGUGCAGUACAAGAACCGUCAGGCUAUCCUGGCGGUCAAGUCCACGCGGCAGAAGCAGCAGCACCUGGUUCAGCAGCAGCCCCCGCAGCCGCAGCUUCAACCCCAACCCCAACCCCAGCCUCAGCCCCAGUCACAGUCUCAGCCGCAGCCCCAUCCCAAGCCCCAGCCCCAGCCCCAGCCUCAGCCCCAGCGUCAGCCCCAGCCUCAGCCUCAGCAGCUCCACCCGUGUCCGCAUCCGCAUCCGCACCCACACGCGCACCCGCACCCACAACAACUACCGCACUCGCACCAACAGCCGCUCUCGCAGCCGCACGGCCACCGGCUUCUCCGCAGCACUUCCAACUCUGCCUGAAGGGGGCAGCACCCGGGCCAGACAAGGUUUUGAGGACUUGAGGAAGUGGGACGAGCACCUUUCUAUUGUCUUCACUUGAAUCGAAAACAAAAGUCUCCCCGCCCCGCACCAGAUCAAGUAGUUUGGACAUCACCCUGCUGAUAACUUGAGAUUCCUCUCCUCUUAGUUUUCUGCAUACUCUUCAUCAUGAUGCAGGAAACGGCUUCAGUCCAGAAGGCUUUAUUUAUGAACCUUUGAAAGGAUCUUCCAGUAUGGUGGACC